AUGUCGCCAGAUGAGCCUUUUGGAGAUGAUCAAGAUCUAGGUGGUCAUGGAAGUUCAGACCAGUCAGGGGGUUUUGGAAGUUCUAACCGUUCAAGCGGAUUAGGAAUUUAUGACCAAUCAGGGGGUUUUGGAUGUCCGGACCGUUCAGGUGGUUCUGGAACUUCCAAACAAUCUGGGAACUUUGGAAGUUACAACCAUUCAGGGGGUUUUGGAGGAGGGUUUACUAGUUCUAGCAGUUUAGGUGGUUAUAGAGGAUUUGGUAGUUCUGAUCGUUCAAGUCGAUUAAGAGAUAGUUCUGGUGGUUCUACGAACAAUAGUUUAGAUGGCCAAAGUGGAUUUGACUCCAAAAACAUAAAGGAGUAG
Messenger RNA from Argentina anserina (silverweed cinquefoil), 363 nucleotides. RefSeq lists its product as uncharacterized. Lineage: Eukaryota; Viridiplantae; Streptophyta; Magnoliopsida; Rosales; Rosaceae. The record is from RefSeq and is a predicted model, not a curated record. The transcript has a single exon. The coding region runs from base 1 to 363 and encodes 120 amino acids.